UCAUAUACAAACUCAGUUCUAAACUUCUUACCUCUAAGCUUUUUCUAAUCAUGGCUCCUGUACUCAAUUUGCCUCUUAAUGUAGGCCAAAUAGACGAUGUUCAGGAACUCAAGAAGGCCCGAAAAACAAAAAUUCCCAACAGGUUUGUUCGUGAUAGGGCCGAAAGGCCGAUACUAGGGACAACACCUUCACCGUUGUCGAGUAGCAUACCUGUCAUUGAUUUUAAAAAACUCAUGACAGGGAACAAAGAAGAAUUUCACCUAGAAAUCUUGAAGCUUGCAGCUUCUUGUGAAGAGUGGGGUUUUUUUCAGGUGAUAAACCAUGAAAUUGAACUGGAUCUGCUAGAGAAGAUUGAGAAAGUGGCUAUGGAGUUCUUCAUGCUUCCUGUUGAAGAGAAACAGAAGUAUCCAAUGGCACCAGGAACUGUUCAGGGAUAUGGGCAAGCUUUUGUGUUCUCAGAGGAUCAAAAGCUAGAUUGGUGCAAUAUGUUUGCUCUUGGUUUAGUCCCACACUCCAUAAGAAACCCUAAAUUGUGGCCAACAAACCCACCAAUGUUUGGCCAAACUGUGGAGACUUACUCAAGAGAAAUCAGAAAGCUGUGUGAAGAUCUUUUGAGAUUUAUAGCAAUAAGCCUGAGGCUUGACGAAAACAUUUUUGAACAAAUGUUUGGCUUGAGCGUGCAAGCAAUAAGAAUGAACUACUACCCCGCAUGUCCUAGACCGGAUCUCGUAUUAGGUUUAAGCCCCCAUUCGGAUGGAAGCGCUUUGACUGUGUUGCAACAAGGAAAGGGUAACACUGUUGGCCUACACAUACUCAAAAAUGAUACAUGGGUGCCCGUUCAACCUGUCGAAAAUGCGCUGGUUAUCAACAUUGGUGACACCAUAGAGGUUUUGACGAAUGGAAGAUACAAGAGCUCGGAACAUAGAGCGGUUACACACAAAGAGAAGGACCGACUAUCUAUCGUUACGUUUUAUGCUCCAAGUUAUGAGGUAGAGAUAGGUCCAAUGAAAGAAAUGGUUGAUGAAAGCAACCCAAGCAAGUAUAGAAAAUACAACCAUGGAGAGUAUAGUAGGCACUAUGUUACCAACAAGUUGCAAGGCAAGAAAACUCUAGAUUUUGCCAAAAUACCACCCAAAAAGUAAUUGUAGACUAGAGAGUAAAUUAAAUCUUAUAUUACUCCAACAUAUUGUUUAUAUUGUAUAAAUCAUAUUGUAAUUAUGUCAUAAAUUAAUAGAUGCAUGUAAGUUAUUAUUAACGUCUGUCA
This is a messenger RNA of Helianthus annuus (common sunflower), 1264 nucleotides long. Its product is annotated as protein SRG1. Lineage: Eukaryota; Viridiplantae; Streptophyta; Magnoliopsida; Asterales; Asteraceae. The record is from RefSeq and is a predicted model, not a curated record. The transcript has 4 exons. Bases 51 to 1142 code for a protein of 363 amino acids.